Seminavis robusta is the source of this 2194-nucleotide messenger RNA. Lineage: Eukaryota; Bacillariophyta; Bacillariophyceae; Naviculales; Naviculaceae. The record is from the annotation of a GenBank genome assembly.
GCGAGAUUGAAAGUUUUCGGAAGUUUUGCAACUUAAUUUUUGACUUCGGGGUCGGGGGUCUGCUGCAUUCUGACUGUGGUUGUGCAGGGAAAGCUACACAUCGGCGCACAGCUUUGGAACAACAUGUUCGGCACGUUUGUAUCAUUCAGCAUUAUCCAUGGGUCCCUGAGUUGACCCUGAUAACUAGCUAGUACAAGGACUCCGUCAAAGCAAUUAAUACGAAGACACUGGGGGUUCGACGCUGCCUCGGUUUCAAACAGAAGCAAGGUGGUGGGAGUAGGUCCUGGUUUCACCUCUUCAGUGGUAGGUCUGCAUCUAGCUAGUCCGCAAGAGAGAAUUGGAUUAAGUUCUAGUAAGUUUGGAUUAUUUUCAUUCAUACCGUAGCAUAUCAAUCAUUGCACCUCCCAGCGCUUGCACUAGGUUGUUGCUUGUUGCUGCCCGAGCAGGAAGUACCAGGUACCGGUACGUAACAUGUCGCUACAACCCUGCAGCCAACACGACUUUGACUUUGGAUGGGAGGAAAGCAACCCGUGCUAUUAUACCGGCACAUACCACCGAAUCAUGGUACCACCGUGACAAGUGGAGACCUUGAGGUUCAUCCAAAUAAUUUUAAGCUCGUGCCUUGUGGUCAAGUUUCCCAGGAUCUUCGAAACACAUGAGAUCCAAUGUUCCAGUUCACGCAAGGAAAACAACAAAGACACUUUGUUAAUGCCCAAGCUCCCGUAUCUCGCAUCAAAUGAAACGAGAGUUCUCGCUGUACGUUUUGCCAGGCACCAAAUCGUACCGUAACACGUAUUUCCAUCAUUAGAUUUCUCGAGCUCCCUGGUUGUGGCUGUGCCCAUUUUUCUUUGCGCAGGACUGUACUAUUGUAGCGGCGGGCUGCCCUGCAUUGAGUGGGACCCUGAAGCACCCAGCCCUCCACAGUUGUAUAUCCAGUAACCAUCAGUCCACUGAAGUCUCAACGUCUGAAGCUAUCUUGGUGGAAGGCUCACAAUAUCACAAAAUUCAGAAUUUGCUUGAAAAUCUACGCAAUGAUUGACGACAAGCCCCAAAGCGACGCAGCAGUCGUCGUUGACAGCCACGUUUCCAAGGUUGUGGAUCCAGAGUCCGAUCUGGAUUUGGAGAGCACGCCGCAGCUCGAAGAAGAUGCCGGACCAGGUAGUUGUAGAACUCGCUGCUGUACCGAAUGGGGUUCUGCCUACUAUCCUGGAUGGUUCAGCAUUCACGAAGGCCAGAAGACUGUGGAUGUACCCGCAUCCUUUGGUCCCACGUUGGUGGGCUCGGGUCAUCAAUAUUUGUUUCUUUGGUUUGACCUGUUGCGUGUUGCUUCGAAAGUUUCUCACAGUGACACUGCUGCCUUCUUCUUGGCUUACUUGACGCACUGGGGUAUGAUCAUUGCCAGCCUCUAUUUCCUGAUGUCCUUCAUCAACAGCAUCAUGCCUCCCAAACAACCUUCCAAUCAUUCCGAUUCCGUUUCUCUCUGGGUUAAGAUCAGCUGGAUAAUGUUUGAAGUUGCUGCAAACCUGACCUUCCUGGUGACGCUGAUGUGGUGGAGCUUCCAGUACAAACCCGGCGAUACGGAGGUGACAUUCGAACGCGUCUACAUGCACGGUGUGGUCAUGGUCUUUGUAUGGGUCGAAGGAUUGGUCAUCAACCGCACCCCCGUUCGAUUGAAGCAUCUACCCCUGUACAUGCUUAUAGCCGGGAUAUAUGAAGCAUGGCUUGUGAUUCAUCAACUGGCAACGGAUAUUGGUGACCCCACCCGAUCUGACAAUGAUCCUACUACCGACGAUGACCUGCUCUAUACAGCUAUCAACUUUGAAGAUACGCCUGUGCACUCUUCCAUUCUCAUGGCUAUGGUUCUCUUUCUCUUUGUGCCAUUGGUUCAUUGCCUCUUAUGGGCGGCAUCCGUGUGGAGUUGCCCGUGCAGCUACAGCGGACUGAACAGGAGAUACAUCUCGGUCAAUUCGGGCUCAGAUUAGAAGGCACUAUCUCCUGGUGGCGACACAGCAGAGUCUGUAACAGGGACAGUGGACAACAUCAACGCGUAUGAUGUAUAAGCCAGCCCAAAGACAGAUGUGGCUUCAAAUCUCUUUUGGGCUAUUGAUGAACACAGGCAUUACUUUGUAGCGCAUACCGUCGGUGCAUAUUGUAGACAGUAAAUCUAGCUAGAUACAACAACGACAGAAGUAGC